Messenger RNA from Neurospora hispaniola, 1929 nucleotides. RefSeq lists its product as uncharacterized. Bases 329 to 1681 code for a protein of 450 amino acids. The transcript is spliced from 2 exons. NCBI's taxonomy places the organism in Eukaryota, Fungi, Ascomycota, Sordariomycetes, Sordariales, Sordariaceae. The record is from RefSeq and is a predicted model, not a curated record.
GUUUCGGAGCUGUCAAGCGAAUAUUGGCUAGCAGCAACCAGUCUAAAAGCUUCGCCGUGCCUCAAACACGGCAGUCGGAUUAUCGUGUCUGCAAGCCAUCGUCCUGCUUUCACAUUAUUUUUGGUCCUCGACACCAAAAUAGGAACAUGAGACGGCUGAAUGUCCAUCCGCUGACGGUGCGGUAUUUCUUCCAGAGAGAAGUCAAGGAGGGGGUUGAGGGGUCAAGAAGGGAUAUAAAGAUGUCGGUUGGGGCUGUGAGGAGGUGGGAACUUCUGAACAUUAACGACAUCACCAGCUCUCCUGUCAAGACAUUGGCGAAAAAGAGACCAUGAAAGAUCUGCUGAAGCUCUUCUUCUUCCUGGCCCAGGGACUCCUCGUCCUUGGGACCACCACAACAGGGGGUCCUCCCAAAUGUAAUGCCGACAACUGCUAUCGCGCCCUCUUCCCCUGUCCAUCCCCAUCCGCCGUCUCCGUAGCCUCGGCGUUCUGCGCAACCAUAACCGCCUCCGGCACCACCGUAACCAACUAUCCCACCCGAGCCACCAACGCCUGUGGCUCGACUCCCGAUCGCUACAUCUCCGCUUGCAAAUGUGGCCCAACCUGCUCUUCCACCACCACCACCACCACCGCUACCGUAACCGCCUGUCCCUCGGCUACCCCUUCCAACGGCGGCCUAGUCUACGGUGACUUCGAAUGCCCGUCCCCUUCUCCCCCCUGGACCGUCCACAUCCUCGAUCCCUCUUUCUCCCUCUCCACCACCACGAUCAACAGCUUCACCGGUAACCGCUCUCUUCGCGCUUCUCUCACUGGCCCAUCUACCUGCUCUGGAGUCUGCACCAAUGCGCGCAUCAUUAGUCCUCCACUCCCGAUUACCCCAAACACCGACUACAAACUCACCCUCGCCACCUUCUUCCCCAAUAACGCAAACGGCGGCACCGGCUCAACCGGCUUUAUCGGCGUCCAGAUCAACGGGCGUGCAGGCCUAACCAUCGACGCCAACGACAGCCCGGGUCGCGAAAAGUGGCGCUUCACGCAGUCCCCCUGGCGUUCUCUUGCGUCUGAAACCACCGCUGAGAUUCGUAUCGAGUGGAUCGGUCCUCCGUCUUUCCUCGACACCGUCACUUUCGCCCCCGUCUCGGCCUAUUCCGGAUCAACCCCUCCACCUCUCGGUAUCCUUCCCGGCGGCGAGUUCGAGAACGGUCUAGGUUCCUGGACGCAACAAGUCCCCGACCCCGGUGCCACCGCCGGCGUCGUCACCUUGCCCCUUUCCGGGCAAGUCAACCCGGACUACCGCUUCGGUUCGCACGCCUGGCGCGUUGUUUCUCCCCAGAAACCAAAUCCUGCAAAUCAGGAGUUGCUUGUCUCUGCCCGCCUUAUAUCCCCAACGGUGUCGGUCAUUCCGGGACGAAAGUACUUGAUUAGCUUCUCCACGUACUUUGAUGCGUUCGGUAUUGGGUUCGUGGGGCUGAUGGUGAAUAACUUGCCGAUUUAUACGAGGGAUCCUGCGGAUGCAGGGCAGGGAGGGAUCGGCUGGUGGGGACCGAAUACGGUUUACUGGGCGGCGCCCGAGAACGUGUCGAGUGCGCAGCUCAAGUUUGAGGCAGUCAUGUCGGAGGCGGGGAUGAUGGGGGUGGAUGCGGUGGUUAUGGUGGAGGUUAAUCCCGCUGCUGUCACUGCUUGAGCAUCGAGCACAAGGGGAUGUAGAUGGUUUGCGUGCUUGUGGUGGUGAUGUGGAGUUCGGAUCCGGGUUGGUCUCGAUGACAUAACUGCAAAGGUUCAAUGGUGGGCCAAAACCAGCCUAUGUUGGCAUCAGGACAGAUUGUUGUCGAAAGUUCAGGUGGAGUUUGUACUUUGCUUGUUUGACGAUGCUACGAACAAAGGAUGUGCCUGUCUCUUCCAGUCGUCAAAAUACCAAGUUGCUGCUAUCCG